AUCACAUUCUUCAUGCUGCUGUCAGCUGUGUGUGUGAUGCUCAACCUGGCAGGCUCCAUACUCUCCUGCCAGAACGCCCAGCUGGUCAACUCUCUGGAGGAGUGUCAGCUGUGUGGAUGUGUGUUCUCCCCUCCUCCCCCCCAGCUCAAGUUUGACAGCGAUGGAGUGUGUGUGUGCUGCGAGCUGCAGCACCAGAGUACGAGCUGCAACAACCUGGGAGAGACUCUGAAACUGAAUCCACUGAGGGACUGCAACACCAUCCGCCUUCGUCUCAAGGAGCUGCUGUUCAGCGUAUGUGCCCUUAACGUCAUCUCCACCAUUGUGUGUGCCCUAGCCACUGCCAUGUGCUGUAUGCAGAUGGUUUCCACUGAUGUGCUGCAGAUGUUUAUGCCGCACAGAGCGCGAGCUCUAAAUGCUGACUGUAUGACCCCCCAUGGAACAAUCCUCCACCAGACACUGGACUUUGAUGAGUUUAUUCCUCCCAUUCCCCCACCACCAUACUACCCCCCGGAGUACACCUGCACCCCCUCAAUGGAUGGACAGAGAGGCCUGCACCUGGACUUCCCCCAUUCUCCCUUCAGUGCCAUCUACGGGGUUCCCAUCAACAGUCCAGGGACUCUGUACCCCACUGACCUGCCUCCUCCAUAUGAGUCUGUGGUGGGACAGACCCCGGCCAGUCAGGUCACCACCAGCAUGGAGCAGCAGGCCACUGAAUCCAGUCAGGGUGAGAGAAACACAACUGAAGGAUUCAGCACUCAGGCCUCGGUGGACAGUGCUUCACUGAUGGUGUCAGAGGUGGCAGAUCAGGACCAGACUUGCUCCUCAGAGGACUUGUGCUCCCUGGAGGUCCAGGGCUCUGACUCCUCUCCUUAUGGCAUGCUCAACACUGCUCCCGUCGAUGGAAGCUGCACCAGCCUUGAACUUUGCACACGUGACCAUCGUCGCCUGCCUAACACUGACGCUCGCCCAAGUGAUACAGGUUACAGUGAGUCCUCACACACACAGGAUUCUCUGGAGCGCUCUCCGGACUGGUCCUCAGAAAACUUCAGCAAUCUGGAGCAGGAGGAUUCCACGGACAACACACAUCCAUGUGGGGAGCUCAGGCCUGCAAUGCACAUAUGUGACGAGCUUGCGUCAGCUAAACAUUUACCAGAGGAGCCACCUAAAGCGUCAACACACUCCCUCAUUAAGGCACGAAUGAUGAGCCGGAAGCUCACGCUCCCUGUUGCUAUCCCCCCGCCGCCUCAGCCGUGCUCCCCCACCUCCGUGGCCUCGUCUGGUGGAACUUCCGGCAUCAGUCCUAUGGCUCAUUCUCAUUCUCCUUCCCCUUCCCCUCCCAGCAGGCCACGCGGCCCCAGGCUGUGUUUCAGUGUUUGGUCACCUUCCUCCGCAUCGCAACCCCCCUCUACCUCAGCCCAAAGUGGCCACUCGCCGUCAGAGAAGCCUCGGGGGCUCCGAGCAGCCAGGAGAUACCGCAAACUGGCACGCAUAGUCCGUUCUACCAGUGACCCCAUCUCAUGCUCCUCUACGUCAGGAAGAGAGAAUUGUGGCUGCAGCUCUGCAAAUAACCCUGCUGCUGAAGAUUCAACUCAUACAUCACCAGAGCAAGAAACAACAGAGGUUACAUCAGGAGUAAUUGGAGCUAAACCAAGUCACAUAAGUGUCAGGAAGCAGCAAAAGGAGGGCAGGAAAGUUGACCUGCACCUUAAAUCCCGCACCCUGCACACACACUCCUCCCACGAACGCCCACACUCCCUGGCUGACUUUAAGAUGUACAAAGACACCAAAGUACUGGUGGCCAAGUUCCUGGAGCAUUCCAGCUGCAGUCUACCUCCUGAAGUCCAGCAGGUUGUCAACAACAUCAAGUGUGUCAUCAAGUCGGAUGAGAAACACAUGGAGGAGGCCAUUUUUAGUGCCAAUGUCAUAGAUCAGGUGAUGACUCAGCGCGUCACUGGCAGUCCCAGGAAGCGUGGCCAUGAGGACCUCCACCUUCAGAGCUGCGGUGCUUUGAGUUCCCCUUCCAUGCGCCGUCCAAAACACCUCCAACAAACAACCAGCACCUCCACCAACCCACUGGACUCCCCCUCCUCUGAACAAAGCCUUGAGUGCAAAGAAACUAUUCUCUGA
Messenger RNA from Anoplopoma fimbria (sablefish), 2127 nucleotides. It is a transcript of the gene entrep2, whose product is annotated as family with sequence similarity 189 member A1. The transcript is spliced from 10 exons. The record is from RefSeq and is a predicted model, not a curated record. The coding region runs from base 13 to 2127 and encodes 704 amino acids. Lineage: Eukaryota; Metazoa; Chordata; Actinopteri; Perciformes; Anoplopomatidae.